AUGGCUGAAGAGCCCGAGUUCAGACUGCAGUUUCCUCCCUCAAUUACUGCUGAUGGCAAAGGCCUUGUGGAGAUCUCCCCAGAAAUAUCCACUCCAGAGUCCCCUUCUUCCGCUGCAGUCUCCCCUGGAACAGAGGACCCUGCCGGCGACACCAAGAAAAAAAUUUAUUCAUGUGAAUCAGUCCUUUGCCCUCUCCCCAGACCGGGAAGUUGGAACCCUCUGUGA
This is a messenger RNA of Manis pentadactyla (Chinese pangolin), 225 nucleotides long. RefSeq names its product ubiquitin-like protein ATG12. The transcript has 2 exons. The record is from RefSeq and is a predicted model, not a curated record. Lineage: Eukaryota; Metazoa; Chordata; Mammalia; Pholidota; Manidae. The coding region runs from base 1 to 225 and encodes 74 amino acids.